Molecule: messenger RNA, 375 nt
Organism: Diatraea saccharalis (sugarcane borer)
Lineage: Eukaryota; Metazoa; Arthropoda; Insecta; Lepidoptera; Crambidae
Source: the annotation of a GenBank genome assembly
AUGACAUUCUCGAUCCUAAUGCAAUAUCCGUGCAAAACACAGCCACAGAUAUACGUGAGUGUGAUUGCAAUCGCAAAACGACGCAGGAAAAAUGAGUGGAAAACUCGGAAAAGCUCCGCACAGCCCUUGGGUAUGGGCGGGGCGAGGCAACGCGGCGCGGGAUGGGGGCACGAGGGCGGCGGGGGAGCGCGGGGUCUCACUCGCCAGUGUGACGCGGGGCGCCGCGCCGGCCGCACGCGAUAUGCGCGCCCUCUAGCGUAUUAUGUUCCUCCCCGACCUCCCGCGAGCCUGCAUGGUGGACGACGUAGCGACGUACCUGCAAGCGCCCUCCUCGGGACAGGUGGCUACAAUAUAUUAACAACAACCCAUAUGUAA